GGUAAUAGGAUGCACAUGACGUGGUUGGCCAGAGCUCCACAAACGGAAUAAGCUUUCCAGCUGCAUAUCCAUACCUUGGGUAUUCUUCAUAAGACCCUCGAACCUCAGCCUGACUAGGUACCUAUCUAACACAUGCUCAAAUUCUAGACUUUGGUCUGUCUUUGGUUUCAUCUCGUGCACUAUGAGGUCUCUAUGGACAGAUUUUAAUAAUAAUUUGCAUCUUCGAAACCCCCCUGUAGGCUAGCCGGAACUUCUUUUCUGGCACUGCUCAAUAUUUGUCAGAUUCGCUUGACAUCAUGUCAACUCGAAAAUCUCGCAGAUCGGUAUCUGGCGUGAAAUUAGAAGCCUAUUCCGACAAUGAAGGGCCCAUAAUUGCAGCUGCGGAGACUUCUGAGCAGAAAGAGACAAGAAGGCUCGCCACUCUCUACGAUGCCGUUGCAGGUCGCGUGAAGACCACCGAGUCUCUAAAACGAUCUCAGAAUAGGCGGAACCACGCCCAGGAUUCAGAACGCGACGCGGCGCACUUCUCGCGACGGGAAGCACGCCUUGCGCCGGAGGAAGUUCUCUUCCGCCGCAAGAAGGCGCCAGAGCGCUUUGCCGAGAAGGACAUCUACUUUGCCAACGAGGGGCUGCCGGACGACGGGAGGGGGGCCCUCCCCGACAGUGACCUGCUGAAGUCGGUUCACGCCUACGCCGGCCGGUUUUACGAGGCCCUGGGCCGGAGGCGGGGGUCGGACUCCUUUGUGGGCUCGAGGUUGGUCGAUGAAAGGAGCAUGGACGAGACCGCGCUCUUGGCCAUGGGAGUGCUGCUAGAGGAGGCGGCGAGAGAGACGCUUGGGAAGAGUGGCGAUCUCGUGUUUACUGAGGGCGUGGACGAUUCCCGAGCAGGCCAGAGCGGGGCUGGGAAGGAGGAGGACGCGCCUGAGGAGAUCACUGUUGGGUAUAAGAGUGAGGACGACUUUUGGAGACGGAGGUACCCAAAGAGGCUGAAAGUCGCUCCACCGGAGGACGAUGACGAGGAAGCCCUUCGAUCGCUUUCUUUGGGGCAAUCACGAUAACCAUCAGGGCAUGUCACAGGUUUGGAGACUAUCGACGGAUGAUGUGACGAAACGAGGGCAUUGACUGCUUUAGGGUCAUAGGAUCAGGAUAGACGGAGUUGUGACUUGUCAUUUGCCAUACUUUUUUCUUUUCUUUUCUUUUCAUGCGAUUACGGCACAUUUUCAUGCGGCUAUUGCGCAACACAAACCUCUCUCUCAAUUCAGGCCAGACGAACUUGAGACUGAAGAGUUGCUCCAGGCACACUCUCCGAGUUCAAUUAAGAGAUCAUUGAAAGAAAUAUCAUUUAUGAUCAAAAGUCAGAGUGUUUUGAAGUCGCUGGGGUUGAGCCAACCCCCACGUCUGAACGUUUGGUUUGGCGACCCUGCAGAAUGCAACCUUCCCACUCCCUCCCGCACGCCACACCAGUGUGGC
Phialemonium atrogriseum is the source of this 1470-nucleotide messenger RNA. RefSeq lists its product as uncharacterized. Gene Ontology annotation, cellular component: RNA polymerase I upstream activating factor complex. NCBI's taxonomy places the organism in Eukaryota, Fungi, Ascomycota, Sordariomycetes, Cephalothecales, Cephalothecaceae. Gene Ontology annotation, molecular function: RNA polymerase I cis-regulatory region sequence-specific DNA binding. Gene Ontology annotation, biological process: nucleolar large rRNA transcription by RNA polymerase I. The record is from RefSeq and is a predicted model, not a curated record. The transcript is spliced from 2 exons. Bases 297 to 1058 code for a protein of 253 amino acids.